AUGCAUUUGCAUUUAGAUGAAGAUUUUAUUAGAGAAUCAUUACUUUCCCGUGGUUAUACAAUGCAUCAAAGUGUUGGUUCUGGCAACUUUGGAGCUUGUUAUUUGGUUUUCAGUCACAAAUACAAACAAGAUUUUGUUUGCAAAGUAACCAUAAACAAAAUAGAAAAUAAAAUGUUCGAAGACUCUUACAAAAGAGAGGUUCAGGCGUUAAUUAAUUUCACUCAUCCCAAUAUACUACGAUCUUACGAAGUUUUUACGGAUAAAGAUUACAUGUUUAUGAUAUUAGAAUAUUGUGGAGGUGGAAAUAUUAUGGACCAUGUUAAGGAGCAUGGUCUAAUGAAACCGUUUGAUUUAAUUAGGUACACUUCUCAAGUUAUAGAUUCUUUAGACUAUAUUCAUUCCCUUGGAUAUGCUCAUCGCGAUAUUAAACCACAAAACAUUCUUAUAGAUAACAAUGGACGCAUUAAAUUAGCAGAUUUCGGUCUUAUAGAUAAUUUUGAUGAUCCAAGUUCGGAAAAGAAAGUAUGUGGUUCGCUUCAAUUUAUGGCCACUGAGCUAUUGAGAGAUGAAAACUAUGACCCAAAGAAAGUAGACAUUUGGGCAUUAGGAGUUACUAUUCAUAAAUACGCAUUAGGUUAUGUUCCAUUUAAUGGAUUUACCGUCGACCAAAUGUUAGAAGAAAUAGAUCAAGGAUAUAAGCAAACUAAGACAAUUCCUCCACCACUUUCGAUUAUCGUCCAACUAUGUCUUCAAAAAGAGCCUGCAAAACGUCCCACAAUGGCUCAGCUUAAACAGAUAAUGUCACAAGCAAUCAACCCUAACCUUGCAAAGAGAUAUUCAAGUUUAAGGAAUAAGAUCAAGCCAUUCACACCUGGCCCAGCUAUUGUAGUACCUCGUUUCAGGUACUUCUCAGUAUAA
This is a messenger RNA of Trichomonas vaginalis G3, 918 nucleotides long. Its product is annotated as protein kinase protein. NCBI's taxonomy places the organism in Eukaryota, Parabasalia, Trichomonadida, Trichomonadidae. Gene Ontology annotation, molecular function: protein kinase activity; ATP binding. The transcript has a single exon. Bases 1 to 918 code for a protein of 305 amino acids. Gene Ontology annotation, biological process: protein phosphorylation. The record is from RefSeq and is a predicted model, not a curated record.